Asterias rubens (European starfish) is the source of this 1550-nucleotide messenger RNA. Its product is annotated as zinc finger HIT domain-containing protein 2-like. Bases 1 to 1422 code for a protein of 473 amino acids. The transcript is spliced from 11 exons. Lineage: Eukaryota; Metazoa; Echinodermata; Asteroidea; Forcipulatida; Asteriidae. The record is from RefSeq and is a predicted model, not a curated record.
AUGGCAGCCCCCACGGUUAGGUUGACUGCCGAAAAUCCUUCAAAGGAAACAGGUGCAGGCGAUGAUUCUACAGCUGUUUGUGACUUAUGUCUAAAGAAUUCCUCCAAGUAUCGAUGCCCUCGAUGCAGUGCGGCCUAUUGUUCACUAGCAUGCUACCAAAGUCAGAAACAUUCCGGCUGCUCGGAGAAAUUCAGCAGAGAACACUUCCAGGAAGUUUUGAAAAACAAGAAAGGAAGUGCAGCAGACCGUAAGAAGAUGCUAGAGAUCUUAGAGAGGGUAGAGACGGACUAUAAACCCUUAUUUCAAGAUGAUGAGGAGGAGGAUGAGGAAGGGGAUGAAGAGACGGAGGGCGGAGCAGCAAGUCUUGAAGAAAGAAUUGCAGGACUAGAUCUAGAUGUGGAUAUUGAUGAGGUCUGGGAGAGACUAACUGACAAAGAGAAGAGAGAUUUUGAAACUGUUCUUCACGCGGGGAAACUCGGUGCCCUAGUCCCUAUCUGGAAACCGUGGUGGGAAUCCCAUGAAGCAGAUCUGAUCAAAGUGAUUGAUAACGACCCCCCACCAUCUUCCAAAGCUCCGCCCCAACCUCCAAGACAACCCUCCUACAUCGAUGAAAUCGAAGAGGACUUGGAGAAAGUUGUCAACGAUUUGGGCAUCAAGGAUGACCAGACGACGGAUCAGGACCUCGUGGAAGAAGCAGCGUCUUCUAAUCCCCCGAAGAUUCUGAAAAAGAUUGCAAAGUUGAGCGAAGUUCUUCGGAGCAAAAAGGCGUCGGACUCCGUGAUCUAUAACCUUCUGAAUAUAUUAUAUAGCUAUGCUUAUGUUGUCAGACUCUACAAUGGUGCACACAGAGAUCUACCAAUACAACUUGCAAAGAAUCUUCUGGAGUUAUCUGCUACAUUAAGUCAUAAUGUAAACUUUACAGACACAGAAGAAUCACUGGCUAGUGCUGUACAUAAUGCAUCAAUAUCGCUGUUCAAUAGCAACACGUUCUCGUCCUCCAUCCUUCGUGACGUGACACACCUCCUCCUGGGGCAAGCUUCAGACUCACCCACGGCCUACAUCCAAUCCGCUCUCUCUGAUAUGCAUCGGUUGUUCGGAGCAGCCAGAAAGCAACUUGCCAAAGAAAACAAGAAUUCUUCAAAAAACUCUGAACCAGAAGAAAACAGAUCAUCGAAGGAUAGUAAAGGAGAGUUACAUAAGACUUGCUUCAAUUGUCAGAAGAAGCUGGAGUUUUUUCUUGCCUGGAAUGUUGAGCAUAAAGACGAGCCGAGGAUGUUGAUCCCUGAAGUAGAAGCAAUGUACAGAUCAAGACAAGCUUCAGAGGAGCAGCAUAAUUUAACCAAGUCAGCUUUUGAGAUGCAAUGGGGUGACAAUAAACCCCCACCCAAGCCUAAAAACAGACUUAUUGAAGAACUGAGCUGAGUUUCAUCAGGGACCAGGAUACCGUGUUGCGAGAUGCAUGCCUGGCUUAAGACUUAGUCAACAGGACCGGAAACAUCAAUGACAGACAUCUUCACUUCUGGCUUACCUGCUGGACUCCGCCCGGUCUG